Messenger RNA from Megalops cyprinoides (Indo-Pacific tarpon), 2248 nucleotides. It is a transcript of the gene acss2l, whose product is annotated as acyl-CoA synthetase short chain family member 2 like. Lineage: Eukaryota; Metazoa; Chordata; Actinopteri; Elopiformes; Megalopidae. The record is from RefSeq and is a predicted model, not a curated record. The coding region runs from base 153 to 2183 and encodes 676 amino acids. Gene Ontology annotation, molecular function: acetyl-CoA synthetase activity; AMP binding. The transcript is spliced from 18 exons.
GCUGCACAGAGAAGCACAAAAAACUACACCGCAGUUUGAGGACCUACGGUGUAAAACCUCUGCUUGUGUCAACCCCGCCGGGGAGCGGAGUCAGCGCUAGGACACAGGAUUAGCCUAUUUCUGUCCCAUUCAGAUAUCUGCAUCCGUCCACGAUGGUGGUCCCUGGAUCCCAGCGCAUAGAAGAGAAGGUCUUCCAGCCUUCACAGGAUUUACAAAGGGAAGCACACGUCCCAGAUUUUAGUACUUAUUUUACGAUGUACAAGAAAUCUACAGAAGAACCAGAGGCAUUCUGGAAGGAGGUUGCCGAGGAUUUCUUCUGGAAAACUGGUCCAGUGGGACCGAUGCUGCAGUACAAUUUCGAUGUGACCAAAGGCAACAUUUACGUAAAGUUCAUGGAAGGUGCCAAAACCAACAUGUGCUACAACGUCCUGGACAGAAAUGUGCAUGGCAAGAACCUGGGAGAGAAAGUGGCGUACUACUGGGAGGGGAACUGCCCUGACCACUAUGUCUCCAUCACAUACAGUCAGCUGUUGGCCCAGGUGUGCAGGUGUGCCAACGUCCUGAAGCAGAUGGGUGUGAGGAAGGGAGACAGGGUGGCCAUCUACCUGCCCAUGAUCCCGGAGCUGGUGUGUGCGAUGCUGGCCUGUGCCCGGAUCGGAGCCGUCCACUCCAUCGUGUUUGCAGGCUUCUCCUCUGAGUCUCUGUGCGAGCGGAUCCUGGACGCUCAGUGCUCUUUCGUCGUGACGGCAGAUGGCGUUUACCGCGGCGAGAAGCUGAUCAACCUGAAGCAGAUCGCCGACGAGGCGCUGGAGCGCUGCAGGGACAGAGGAGGAUUUUCUGUGAAGAAGUGCAUUGUGGUGAGGCACCAUGCGCUAAGGACGGAAAAUGGCGGCGUUUCCAACAAGUUGCAGACCCCCUGGAACACCGAAUGUGAUGUGUGGUGGGACGAGGUCAUGGACGGUGCCUCUGAUGAGUGCGAGCCGGAGUGGGUGGACGCUGAGGACCCCCUCUUCAUCCUCUACACCAGCGGCUCCACCGGGAAGCCCAAGGGAGUGCUGCACACCACAGCCGGGUACCUGCUGUACACGGCGCUGACGUUCAAGUGCGUUUUCGAUUACCACCCCGACGACGUGUACUGGUGCACAGCAGACAUCGGCUGGAUCACCGGACACUCCUACAUCACGUAUGGGCCCCUCGCCAAUGGUGCCACCAGCGUGCUUUUCGAGGGCGUGCCGGUGCACCCGCACGUCGGCCGGUUCUGGGAGAUCAUUGAGAAGUACGGCGUGACGAAGUUCUACACGGCGCCGACUGCCAUUCGCCUGCUGAUGAAGUACGGCAAGGAGCCGGUGCAGCGGUACAACCUGACGAGCUUGCGGAUCCUGGGCACUGUCGGGGAGCCCAUCAACCCCGAAGCGUGGCACUGGUACUACGAGGUGGUAGGACAGGGGAGAUGUCCUGUGGUGGACACUUUCUGGCAGACAGAGACGGGUGGACAUGUGCUGACUCCCCUACCUGCGGCUAUACCCCUGAAGCCUGGCUCAGCGACCUUGCCGUUCUUCGGGGUGCAGCCCACCAUUCUGAACGAGCACGGGGAGGAGCUGGAGGGCGAGGCAGAGGGCUACCUGGUGUUCCGGCAGCCGUGGCCUGGCAUCAUGCGCACGGUGUAUGGGAACCAGGAGAGAUUUGAGAACACCUACUUCAAGAAGUUCCCAGGGUUCUACGUGACCGGAGACGGCUGCAGGCGGGACAAGGACGGCUACUUCUGGAUCACGGGCAGGAUUGACGACAUGCUGAACGUGUCUGGUCACCUUCUGAGCACGGCAGAGGUGGAGGCGGCAUUGACGGAGCACAUGGCCGUCGCUGAGGCCGCUGUGGUCAGCCGGCCGCACACCGUCAAGGGGGAGUGCCUCUACUGCUUCGUCACCCUCAAGGACGGCCGCGAGUUCAGCCAUGCGCUGGCCGAGGAGCUCAAGAGGCAAGUGCGAGAAAAGAUUGGUCCAAUAGCUACGCCAGACUUCAUCCAGAAUGCCCCAGGACUACCAAAAACUCGCUCAGGCAAGAUCAUGAGACGCGUGCUGAGGCAGAUUGCCCGCAACGAGAAGGACCUGGGCGACCUCUCCACGCUGGCCGACCCCAAGGUGGUGGAGGUCCUCUUCAGCCAGCGCUGCGAGGCGGCCGCCUGAGCCCCGCCGUCCCGCCAAGCACAGUAACAGCAAGUGACCUAACAGGAAGUCCAACCGCAAGCUGG